GUUUUCUUUUGUUUAGUGCUGUGAAGUAAAGUGACAUGACAUGACAGCAUGAGCGCUGAGCGAGGAGGAGCUACGUCAUCGCCCAGCCGACAUAAGGGACUCUCGGUACGUACUGUACGCUGUACGAAGUAGGUAAGCUCAGGCUAAGGUAGCGAGAGAGCACUGGAGCAUCAAGUCCGCGCAUGACAAUGGUAAGAGGCAAAUGUACAAGGUGCUGUAGAGUGAGUGAGUGAGUGAGUGGAAAGCUGGCCCCUCUCGGCUCUUGGACUCCUGCUGUUGAAGCUCAUCCUAAAACUACCUACCUACUCCGUAGGUAAGCUUGUGGGCAAUAAUCUGUUGUAGUUCAGUGCCCUCUAUUCUGACAAGAGGAUUGAUUGUGCUUCAUCAGAUCAAAUAAGAUCUGAUGUCUCCACAUGCACAUCUAGAUAGGGUUAUGUCUGGAACACUGAGCCUGAGCCUGAGCCUGAGCCUGAGCCUGAUCCUAUUCCUGAUUCUAUUCCUAUUCCUAUUACUAUGCCUAUUCCCACCUCAAUCCUGAUUCUGUUCACGCUUUCGCAGGGUCCCAAAAGAGUUUAGGGCGGGGUACACCACAAAAGGAGACGGUCACGGGCCUAAGAUACCCCAGAAGUUGAAGCAUUUCCGAUCCGAUAAUCGGGCUCGCAUUACCAACCAACUGCAUUGGCCUACCAAGAAUAUUUGAGCUACUCCUACCUAAAUUCCGCCCCGUCAACAAUUUUACGUCCCCGCAACUCCAAGAACGAGGAAAUAAACCCACGCUGGCCGGGCCGGGCUGGGCUUUCUCUUUUCUUCUCAGUUCGAACACCAUCUACGAGGGAUCACCUCAUCUGAAAAACAGCAAGCCAACGAGCAGGCCGUUCGUCCGAUCCCAAAACGACAAAUCUACAAGACUAGCGGCGCGACGUGCUCGCAGCUUGCCACAUCUCAAAUUAUGUCGGCCAUCCUGUCUGUGGAUACUUUGAAUGACUUCAUAUCUCCAGGUGUAGCUUGCAUCAAGCCAGUCGAGACACUCCCGGCCAAGCCACAGAGCGAAAACAACGAGUACGAAGUAUCAUUCAACACCGAAGCCCCUCCCGCCGACCUCCCACCCGCUCAAAUAUCCCUAACCGACUGCCUCGCCUGCUCAGGCUGCGUAACUUCGGCGGAAGCUGUGCUUGUGUCUCUACAAUCGCACGCAGAAGUGCUGCAAGAACUCGAUUCGGGACCAGCAUUACGACUUAGGAGAGAUGGAAGCGGGGUGGAGAAUCUAGAUACGGGGGGUAAGAUAUAUGUUGCGAGUGUGAGUCCACAGACGAGAGCGAGCAUUGCGGCGACGUUCAAAGUCACAGAGAGCGAGGCAGGGUACAUGAUCGAGCAAUUAUUGAGUGGGCCAAGGGGUAUCAAGGGCAGGGCCGUUUAUAGAAAUGGUUUCCAGUGGGUUGUUGAUACAAAUGUUGCUCGGGAGGCGUGUUUGGUACUUGGGGCUGAUGAAGUUACGCAAUCUAUGGCCACUGCCGAGGGGAAAUCGAAUGCGGCAGAGGAGGGAAGCGCUUCAAAGCAACCAAAGAGGCCAAUAUUGUCCUCCUCGUGCCCUGGAUGGAUAUGCUAUGCCGAGAAGACACACCCGCACAUUCUCCCACAUUUGUCACGCCUCAAAUCGCCGCAAGCAUUGAUGGGAACAUUAUUGAAGACGACAUUGUGUCAGAAACUUGGAAUUUCGCCAGAUAGGAUAUGGCAUGUUGCAAUUAUGCCAUGCUUCGACAAAAAGUUGGAGGCUAGUCGAGAAGAACUCACAGAUGCGGUUUGGGAGGGACCCACCGGUGCUCGGGGUGUAAGAGAUGUCGACAGUGUUAUCACGAGCAAGGAAUUGCUUAUGUUGGCCGAGUCGAGACGAGUGGACUUUGCAAAGUUGCCCCGAGCCCCAAUAGCUCGGUUACCAUUCCCAGACCAGAAGUUGGACGCCUUCCUCUUUCCAUCUACUAAACGACGGAAGAACAACGUUCCAGCUUCCGGCACAUCAGGAGGAAACCUGUACUAUGUGCUUCAUAAUUUUGCAUCCCAGCACGCAGGCGCGACUGUUCAGACAGCUCGUGGGCGGAACGCAGAUGUCCUUGAAUACUCGGUCACGUCGUCAGAGGGCGAGAUUCUAUUAAAAGCCGCUCGAUACUAUGGGUUCCGAAAUAUCCAGAAUCUUGUUCGUCGGCUAAAACCAGUGAAACCUUCUAGGAUGCCAGGCGGAAAGCCUAUCGGGAGUGCCAGAAAGACUGCUGGAAAGGCUACUGGUCCAGAAUAUUCAUAUGUGGAGGUUAUGGCCUGCCCUGGAGGGUGUACCAACGGAGGAGGCCAGAUCAAGGUUGAUGAUCCUAUUCUCUCUGGUGUAGAGGCUAGCCAUGUCAGGCCAGGUCCGCAAGAGCAGAAAGAGUGGCUGGCUCAGGUAGAUGAGGCCUACUUCUCUGGAGAAGACAGUGCUGACGGAAACGUCUCGGUCUCUGGUAACGAUUUGGUGGACGGAAUCUCCCCUUCAUACAUUAAAGAUACCCUGGCCUAUUGGGCCGCCACUACAGGUUUAGAUUUGGGAAGGCUCGUAUAUACGAGCUAUCGCGAGGUAGUAAGCGAUGUUGGUAAGAAGGUUGGUGAUGCCGAGAGAGUCAUAGAGAUCGCCGGUAAGAUGGGCGGUGGAUGGUAGUGGCUGCUAGUCAAGAUGGGGUCGGUUGGUAAAUCUAGAGCAGAAAAUUCAACCCAUUCUCCCUCCUCUGUUCCCGAACCCCCUACCGCUACUGUCGGGUCCGCGAGGUGCUCGAAUAACUUGAUCCUCGUCCUUGGGUGUGGAUGUGCCUGAUCGUCUUGUCUCUCCGUUGCGUUUCUGGGUUCCUGAUUUUGCAACAGAAUUAGGAUCGAACAGUUCCUUAGAUCCUGACUGGCUCUGUGGUCGAGAGUUCUCUUGUCGACCGUUACCUCGUCCCCUACCUUUCCCUCGAAUAGAUCUAGCCUCCUCAGUCGGUGACGUUACAAUCCCCGGCGUUGACCUCCCGGAACCUGUCACAAAUAUCCUCGCACGCGCUUCAUCAUACUUCUUUUGCUUUUCCUGGCGGGCUUUCUCUGCUCGUGCUUUCAAUUCCUCUUGAGUAGGCUGGUCCUGCCUCACCUCUUCCUCCUCGUCGUCUUCCAUUGUCAUUUUGGCUAGACCAGUGACUGGGUCAACCUUCUGAACCAUGCUGGGGGUAGGCUUGCGGCUGAGGACCCUCAGUGCUGGUUUGAACUCUUGCUUGAGAGGUGGGGCUUGGGCCUCGCGCGCAACUAGGAAAUAGGGCACUUCAGGUUCCUCACUACAAAUGGCUUGUUAGCAGAGCGAGCGAUGGGACUGCCAAGUCGACAUACGCAGUUUGCCAGAUCUUCUUGUUUGCUUCGGCAUGUUGGGCAAGACGCUGAGCCUUCGUCAGCUUAACGUGGUCCGCAGAAUUGGCAGCCUCAGCUGCAGCAGCAGCAGCAUCUUCUUGGUCGGCUUUGGUGUUCCAAUCGUCGUCGUCCCAGGCGUCAGGAACGGCGGCUUUCUUGCUCAUCUUGGGAGAGUGGUGUUGUGAUCUGGUCGACUUCGUUGUGAAGGAUGGAGGGGUGAGUGCGAGGGUGUCCAAAAAAGUGCUGCACUCUAACUUGGGAGUAGCACUGAAGGAUGACGGGAGGACGGCUGGACGGUACCCGAGCGUACAGUACUCGUACAGUACCGUAAUUUACUAGCGUACCUGGCGCGAAGAACGUGGGGUCGUUGCGACCAGACUUGAUCUGGCCUAGCUUGGAGCCUUGGAGCCUUGGACUGGGAUCUGCCGCCAGAGAGCUUCGACCAAGGAACCUGAGCCUGUGUAGGUAGGCUGGUAGGGUAGAGUAAGUAACUCUGAAGAUACCUAGACGGCGCAAAGAGGCUGCUACUCUAUUAGUAGGUGUAGUAAUGAUGUUUGAUAGGUGUCCUAGGUACUGUCCAAUACCCAGGUACGAAUCACAUGAUGGCUGCCUCUGCCUCUGCCUCUGCCUCUGCCUCUGCCUCUGCCUCUGCCUCUGCCUCUGCCUCUGCCUGUGCUGUUCCCAUUUAACGCUUCACUCAACUCUGUCGCCAGCACAGACAGUGUUGUACGAAAGGUACUAGGUAAUACUGGCAGACUGGUACUUUACAAUAGUGUACCUAAUAGCCGAGGCGGGGAGCUGCUCAGGUGCUCAGGUACUCAGGUGCUGCGACUGCUGCUUUCUGCUGGUGCUGUUCCCACA
Molecule: messenger RNA, 4254 nt
Organism: Cadophora gregata
Lineage: Eukaryota; Fungi; Ascomycota; Leotiomycetes; Helotiales; Ploettnerulaceae
Gene: NAR1
Product: Cytosolic Fe-S cluster assembly factor nar1
Exons: 2
Coding region: 950-2683 (577 amino acids)
Biological process (GO): iron-sulfur cluster assembly
Cellular component (GO): cytosolic [4Fe-4S] assembly targeting complex
Molecular function (GO): 4 iron, 4 sulfur cluster binding
Source: RefSeq, a predicted model, not a curated record